Leptinotarsa decemlineata (Colorado potato beetle) is the source of this 1027-nucleotide messenger RNA. RefSeq names its product Myosin light chain cytoplasmic (gene Mlc-c). Gene Ontology annotation, molecular function: myosin heavy chain binding; calcium ion binding. NCBI's taxonomy places the organism in Eukaryota, Metazoa, Arthropoda, Insecta, Coleoptera, Chrysomelidae. The record is from RefSeq and is a predicted model, not a curated record. Gene Ontology annotation, cellular component: myosin II complex.
CCUGUAAAUAUAGAAAACAAAUACUCACUGAGGCGUCAAAACCUGCGGUAAUUUUCAAAAACUAUCGGUAGCUCUUUUGAGUGCAACAAACUGACUUGAAGUAGGUUAUGGAGUGUUGAAAUGAUUCAUGUUUGCCAGUUUAUUCCUUAUAAGGUAUGAUUUUGAAAGUUUAUGUAAGGUUGCCAAUUACGCAUUUCUCGGACGCAGAUGUUCAGUUCUUGAUCAGAUCUCUCCAAUAUCAAUAUACAAAGAUGUAUCUCUACGAACCUCCCAGUAAAUUAACCCUAACUUCUGUAGAAGAGUUCCAGGAGGCUUUCCAGCUGUUCGAUAACCGCGGGGAUGGAAAAAUUCACGUUGCCCAGAUCGGAGACGCCCUGAGGGCAUUGGGUCAAAACCCAACCGAAUCGGAUGUAAAAAAGUACACCCACCAGCACAAACCUGAUGAGAGGGUGUCUUUUGAAGUGUUCCUGCCCAUUUACCAGCAAAUCUCAAAGACAAGGAGCGGCGAUACAUAUCAAGACUUCAUUGAAGGUUUGCGCCAUUUCGACAAAGACGGCAAUGGUUACAUCAGUUCUGCAGAGCUGCGCCACCUUUUAACUACUCUCGGAGAAAAAUUAACUGAUGAUGAGGUGGAACAGCUUCUUCAAGGCCAGGAAGAUUCCCAAGGUAAUGUUAACUAUGAAGAAUUCGUCAAGCUGAUCAUGUCAGGGUAGAUGUUUUUAGUGCAACGUCUUUGGCCUGUUGCAGAGACGAUUUUUCGACACUUUUAGGAGUACUUAUUAAGAGAUAAGUGAUUUUUACCAUCGAGUGCAUUAUACAUUUAGGUUGUAGUGUUGUUCUUGCAACAGGCUGUGUUGGAGCAUUUCUUGUAACUUAUUCACCUAAUUAUUUCUACAAAGUUGGUUACUUUUAUAUUUUAUAUUUAAAGACUCCAUUCCAAUUUUAUACCCUGUUUACUAAUCAGUUUUUGGCAUCGUAAUGUUAUAGUCAUUAUUCUGUAAGUUAAUAAAAUUUUUAUAUAAGGGAG